GCUCAGUGCUCUGUCGGUCGUCGUACGCAACAGACAACGUUGGCGAGUAGCCAGCAAUAAGUAACGAGUAACGAAUAACGUGUAACGUGUAACGUGUAACGAGUCACGAUUAGCGAAAGAACGUUUUGAUCCCCGUCGCUGGUUAAUAAAAGAAACGUGCCAAAAACUUGAGUACUGAAUAAAUGGUCAUAUACUUGGACUCAAAGUGAACGCCGUCGAGUGGUCAGCUAGACAGACAGAGAGCGAGAGACAGAGAGAGAGGGACAGGUGCGCGAUUUGGCGCCGAUAAGAUUAAUUUAAUUAAAAGCAACAGCAACAAUUGUCUUAGUUAAGCUAUCUAUUGAAUAGAAGAAAGAAAAAGAAUUAACAAUCGGUCGUGCUGUGCAGUCUAGGGCCUGCCGAAAAUGUAGACAGUCUGCCACAGGGCAGCAACAGGUGAACUACAACAACAACAACAACGAGAAGUAGAAGAACGACAAGAACAACAAUUAAAAGCACAGCGAGAAGAGUUGAGUCAGCAAGAUGUAUGUGGCCAACACAACCGGCGGCCUCAUGCUGCAGACCAUGCUCUACUUGGCCAACCACACGAGCCGCGCGGCAGUCAACACGCUGAUCGAUCUGCCGCCGGCGCCCAAAAGCGACAUCAACGAGGUGAAAUGCUUUGGCGUCUACGGCUGCUUUCCCAUCAACGGACCCUGGAACACGGUCACGCGGACGAUAAAUGUGCAUCCGCAGAAGCCCUCCGAGAUUGAGCCGCACUUCACGUUGCACACGCGUCCCGCCAUGGAUCAGGCCAAGUAUAUAGAUCUCAAUGAUCCGGACAGCGUUCAGGGAUUGGGCAUCAAUGAGCUGGGCAAGAUCUAUCUGCUGGUCCACGGCUAUCUGGAGUUCGGCGAAAUACCCUGGAUGCUGGAGAUGGGCCGGGCGCUGCUCAACCAUUGUCCGGAGGGCGAGUGCGCUGUCAUCCUGAUCGAUUGGGGCGGCGGCGCGAGUCCGCCGUACGUCCAGGCGGUGGCCAAUAUACGGCUGGUGGGUGCGAUAACCGCGCAUGUGAUUCACAUGCUGUACGAGGAGCUGCGUCUGCCCAAUCUGGACAAUGUGCACAUCAUUGGCCAUUCGCUGGGGGCCCAUCUAUCCGGCUAUGCCGGCCACCAUUUGCAGCAUGACUUUGGCCUCAAGCUGGGCCGCAUCUCUGGCCUGGAUCCGGCGGCGCCGCUCUUCACGGACACCGAUCCCAUUGUCCGCUUGGACCGCACCGAUGCCCACUUUGUCGACAUUCUGCACACGGAUGCCAAUCCGUUGAUGAAGGGCGGCCUCGGCCUCAUCCAGCGUGUUGGUCACGUCGACUUCUAUCCGAACGGCGGCUUCGAUAAUCCCGGCUGUGACAAGAAGCUGCAGGACGUGAUGAAGAGCAAUCGCAAGGGCAGCCUCUUCUCCACCAUGCAGGAGUUCCUCGGCUGCAAUCACAUACGCAGCGAGCAGUACUACACGGAGAGCAUUGGCAGCAAGUGCCCCUUCAUGGGCAUCACCUGUGACUCCUUCGAUAGCUUCAAGGAUGUCAAGUGCGGCAGCUGCGAUGAGCCUGGGCGUCUCUGCAUGCGCAUGGGCUUCCACAGCCAGCAGGACUACGAGGAGCAGCUGGCGCGUGGUCUACUCAAGCCGCAGGAUCCGCCGCCGGUCUUCUAUCUGAUGACCGGCGAUCGGAAACCCUUCUGCCGGCAGCACUACAAGAUCACGGUGCGCGUCUCCAGUCACGAUGAGAGCACCCUGCAUGGCGGCGAGAUCGGCACACUCUCCAUACAGCUGCACGAGGAGCACAACAAGAAGAAGACCACCGAGCGGAUGAAGUUCUCGCCCAAGGCCAUGUACUUUGAGCCGGGCUUUGACUAUACGGCCUUGGUGCCGGGCAGGGAUCUGCAGAAGCCCGGCCAUGCCAGCGUCUACUGGGAGUACCAGACGAACAUACUCAAUCCGUUAACGUGGCGCAUUCUCUCCGCCCCGCGCAUCUAUCUCGAGUACAUACUCAUCGAGUCGCUCGAGUCGAGCGAUACCUAUCUGAAGCUCUGUCCGCUGCACGAGGGCGCCAUACUCUCCGGCGCCGAGAAUGUCCUGCACACGCGCUACUGCAAGGACUAGCCGUCCAAGGUGUGACGGGGCGGGGCGAGGCGUGGCCAGUGGCAAAUUCCAAGAAUUCUAGCAAAUAGCCGAAAGCUCUUCUCGGCGCAGCCUAAAAGGCGGCAACAGAAUUGAUUGCGCUCAGUCGAGUCACUCGGCCGCAGGGUUGGUGGCUUAGCUGGGGAACAGAAGACAGCUCUGUUCCCCCUUUUACUUUUAGCCUGGGCACACACCGAAAAGCCUUUUGUAUUUUAUUAUAGUAUUCGUUUAAUUCAUAAGCUAUUCAAAUUGCAGCGGAAGAGGAAGAGCACAAUUUUAAUUUAUAUAUGUGCAUGUGUAUAUGUAAUUGUUAUUUAUGCUAAUCCAUUUUUUUUUUUGUAAUAUACUUAAUUAGCGUAUUUGUGAACAGAAUUUUGUUUGAAAAUAAAACAAAUGGAAACCUAACGUAAUUUCACUCUUACUCUUACUCAAAUCUCAUCUGAUUGAGGGAGAACUCUGCUCCUAAUCAAUUUAAAAAAAACGUUCAACUCAGCAGCCCGAGCUUCUUGAAGCCUGUCAUACAAAAUAUCAUACAAAUAGAAACUCUUUAGUGUGCUUCGCAUUUCGACACAGAGCACAUCGAAAGCAUAUUUGGAAAAAAAGAUUUACAAAAAAAAAAAUGGAUCAAAUUUUAAUAAGAUUCUAGACAAAAGGACUACGUACAAAUGUUGUGCUUCUUCUUAAUCUCUCCGCCGUAGCUUGGAUAGGUCUAGGCUAGGUUAGGUCGCUUGACAGGGAUGAGGCAAGAGGCAAAAUGCCGCAUUAUGGAGAGGGCUGACCGUGUAAUAUAUCCACACUGUUAAAAAUUGCGAUUCGAUUAAGUGUAUCAAAAUUUUAAGUAUCGUGUAUGACGUAACUAUUUACACAGAAAAUAUGAAAAAGAAAAAGUAAAUUAUGAUUAAAUGUUUGCAUUGACUGGAA
This is a messenger RNA of Drosophila montana, 3075 nucleotides long. RefSeq names its product pancreatic triacylglycerol lipase. Gene Ontology annotation, biological process: lipid catabolic process. Lineage: Eukaryota; Metazoa; Arthropoda; Insecta; Diptera; Drosophilidae. The transcript has 5 exons. Bases 523 to 2136 code for a protein of 537 amino acids. Gene Ontology annotation, molecular function: lipase activity; carboxylic ester hydrolase activity. The record is from RefSeq and is a predicted model, not a curated record.